This is a messenger RNA of Ilyonectria robusta, 954 nucleotides long. RefSeq lists its product as uncharacterized. The annotation marks the transcript as partial. Lineage: Eukaryota; Fungi; Ascomycota; Sordariomycetes; Hypocreales; Nectriaceae. The transcript has 2 exons. The record is from RefSeq and is a predicted model, not a curated record.
AUGUUUCUUGACACAGAUAAGACCAGCACAGCCAUCUUCAUCAGCGUGACAGUGACCUUUGGGAUUGCCAGCGUUUUCGCUGCUGGCCGUCUCAUCAGCCGCUUCGGCAUCGUGAAGCGUCAUGGCUGGGACGACUAUACCUUUAUAGUAGCAUGGAUCCUCGCGUUCGGGGUAUCAUUCGCGGUCGACUUCGGCGCGUCCAAGGGUUUCGGUCUCUACGAUGACAGCGAUCAUCGCGACCAGGAGACUCGGGUCCUGGGUACGCAGUACGCGGCCAUCGUCAUGUUUAUUCCGGCCCUGACGGCCGCCAAAAUCUCCAUCCUCUUGUUGUAUCUCGAUAUCGCGAGGCAGUCGCAGAAGUUUCUUCGCGUCGGAUCCUACGUCACUCUUGCGAUUGUAGCAGUCGGAGGUGCAGUCUUGACUCUCAUCACGGCUUUCCGCUGCCGUCCUGUACAGGCAGCGUACAACCUCACCACGCAAAACUCCAGCUGCAUUCCGUUUCAGACCAUCUGGCUGACCGCGUGGCCUAUCAACAUCGCUACCGACCUCGCCAUCCUUGUUUUGCCCAUACCCGCGUUGACGACACUGCCCCUCACGCCGCUGCGGAAGAGUGCAGUGAUCCUCUCAUUUAUCUUGGGCGUCAUCUUCAUCGGUGUCAUCGAUGUGGCACGGAUCUACAGUCUUCAACUGGCUGUCAUCAAUUCUGGGAGGGAGAUCGACGCGCUCCCGUCCAGCCCCGGCGUGCCCGUCAAUGCUGGCAUUGCGCUUAUGUGGUCAGCGGUCGAGGUGAAUGCGGCCAUCAUCGGUGCUUCUAUCCCAACUCUGCCCCCGGUGAUGAAGCGAUUGACGCCAUCCAAUCCAUUGCGUCUUGAGCCUCGUAGCAGCGCGCGAGCGUUCGUGCGGUUGUUUUCAUCGCAAAGAGAGUCCGAGAACGCGCCAAGCAUCAAUGAGUUA